UUGACCAAAUGACAGCCCUGCCUGAGUUUGCAGCUGAGCGGGGCAGAGCGCCUCGGCCGUAUUAUAUAACUUUAAAAGUACUCGUGUGUUUUAAUGGCGCAGAGGGCGACCAUUUCUUCGCUAUUUCUACGAUUCGAUGCGAUGUAAUCCCAGAAAUUGCGACAAAUUUUCCUCAUUUUUUCCUUCUUGCCGGCGAGUCGCAUUAAAAGUUGUCGACGGAUCCCCGAACGGGCGCGCUCGGUGGACCUGGCGAGCGUCAGCAGCGACGUCGUUGAGCUUUAGUUAGAAAAUAUUGCGGAGAAUGUUUUCCUACCCGAAGGAGGGAGACACAACAACGACGACAGCUGAGUUUUUCACCACACAACAUCUGUGCAAGGAGAAGUGGGGCUGAGUCGUGGGCGCGAGCCAGUGGACCCUGCGUUAUUUCACACAUUUUCUGGUGUUUUCUUAAAAAGAAAAAUCUUUUUAGACCUAAUUUGGACUGAUGGGAGAUGAACUAACUGAUGGAGUGAAUGCUUCUCUCACUACAGAAUGAAGAAAUGGAUCAGGGUGGACCAAAGCACAACGGUAAUCAAAACAACAACCUGACAUUUGGAGAGCUAAGAGCCGAAGUGGGCAGAGAUACUCCUGGUUUACUUCUUCAGUCUACAAUGCAUCUGCCUGGUCCCGGGACUCUGCCCCAGGGUACGCUGGCCCCAAACGGACGAGGCGGAACCAAAGACCAGGGGCAGCUCGGAGGCUUCUUUGAUUCUCCUCAGCUCCGAGUCCCAUUAGAAGGAUCUGAUAAGGAGGGUAAAAAAAUGCCGAUGCAGAAGCAAGACCCGGAUAUAUUCAGUCUAACGGAAAACUUGCAGUUGUUUAACCAGAACAUGUCUGAUCUCAGCCAGACAUCCACGUCGAUCAUCACCACCUCUGACACCUCCGUUUUGGGUAACCUCCCACUGCCUGACCUUUUUUCUCAUCAAAUCAAACAAGAGGGGAGUUUUUCCAUGGAUAAGGACAUGGGAAAUUACAGUGGACAAACAGGUGGUGGUCCUAGCAGUUUGGAUGGCAGCAGCAAUCCGCUAAUGGAUGACACGGAGAUUUGGCAAGAUCUUGACCUUUCCAGUUCGCUGCCAGAAAUCAGUGCUUUCGACCUGGAUUCAGAGGUGGCAAAUUUGGAUAGCAUCCUUCAUGAGAGCAGUGGCGGCGGCCGAGGAAGUUCCAACACCGGUUUGGCAAAGGAAACAAAUGCCCUUUUGGGUAAUAGAGAAAACUGUACUGCUGUGAAUGGCACAGAGCAGCAGCAGCAUCCGAUGCACCAACGGCAGCCGCCCCACCACCUGGUGCAGCACCAGCUCCUGCCUCAACAGCCCUCUUCAAUUCUCCCCGGUGUCGUCAUCAAGGAGGAGAAAGAUCCCGAUUUCAUCCACAUUCGUACCCCCGGUGUGAUCAAACAGGAGAGGCAGGACAGUGCUAGUUACUGCCAGUCGCAGUGUCUCCAGAGUGGCAUGAGCUCUCUCCAUGGUGGAGGAAUGGGCUCCAUGUCGUCUCCUAUGGGUGUCGGUGCAGGACCUGCAUACAACUACAGAGCUAAUCCGGCCUCCUCGGUAAAUCUGCCAGACCAGAAGCCUUUUGGCGCGUACUCAAAUCUGCAACCAGUCGGGGAGAACUGGAAGAGAUUUGGAGAGUCGUCUGGGAUACAGAGCGGCAACGAUGGCCUCUCAUCUACGUCAGCUUUGGCAAAUUUCCCCAUCAGCUUCCCCAGUUCAUCACCCAGAACCGGAGAGAGCAGCAGCAGCAAUGCUACAGUGGCGGGCCCAUCUAAACCCAGCGGGCAGAGCCAUAAGAUCUGUCUGGUGUGCUCAGACGAAGCUUCUGGAUGCCACUAUGGAGUGGUAACCUGUGGCAGCUGCAAGGUGUUCUUCAAGAGGGCUGUCGAAGGAUGGAGAGCACGACAAAACACAGAUGGUCAGCACAACUACCUGUGUGCGGGGAGGAACGACUGCAUUAUUGAUAAGAUUCGCAGGAAGAACUGUCCAGCAUGUCGCUUCAGGAAAUGUCUUCAAGCCGGAAUGAAUUUGGAAGCGAGGAAACACAAGAAGAUGAUUGGCAAGACAAAAGUUCAGCCGCGCCCUCUGCCACCAGAACCCCCCCAGCAACUUUCCCCCAUCAUCCUGAAGAGCAUGCCCCAGCUGGUUCCCACCAUGCUGUCCGUCCUGAAGGCCAUCGAACCGGAGAUCAUCUACUCGGGCUACGACAGCACGCUGCCGGACACCUCCACUCGACUCAUGACCACUCUGAACCGGCUGGGAGGUCAGCAGGUCAUCUCUGCAGUCAAGUGGGCCAAGUCGCUGCCAGGCUUCCGUAACCUACACCUUGAUGACCAGAUGACGUUGCUGCAGUGCUCUUGGCUAUUCCUCAUGUCCUUCAGUCUUGGGUGGAGGUCCUAUGAGCAGUGUAAUGGCAGCAUGCUGUGCUUCGCCCCCGAUCUUGUCAUAAACGAAGAUCGCAUGAAGCUGCCCCUCAUGAACGACCAGUGUGAGCAGAUGCUGAAGAUCUGCAACGAGUUUGUCCGGUUGCAGGUCUCCUAUGAUGAGUAUCUGUGCAUGAAGGUGCUUCUGCUGCUCAGUACAGUACCCAAAGAGGGCCUGAAGAGCCAGGCUGUUUUUGAUGAGAUCAGGAUGACGUACAUCAAGGAGCUGGGAAAAGCCAUUGUGAAGAGAGAGGAGAACACGAGUCAGAACUGGCAGCGUUUCUACCAGCUAACUAAGCUACUGGACUCCAUGCAGGAGAUGGUGGAGGGUCUCCUGCAGAUCUGCUUCUACACCUUUGUGAAUAAAACCCUGAGUGUGGAAUUUCCUGAGAUGCUGGCGGAGAUCAUCACCAACCAGAUACCAAAAUUCAAGGAUGGGAGCGUGAAGCCUCUGCUGUUUCAUCAAAAAGGACUGCCUUAAACUGUGAAUCAAUGCCUUAAGUCCCGAUCUGUCCCCGGUACCUGCUGGGACUCCAUCCCACUCUUCAUCGUUCUGGUCCAGCUUCCUGUUUUUCUUUGGGAAUCCUGCCUUUUGCCUUUCAGCCCGACCUCCAACUAAAAUACCUGUGGCCUCAAAGCUCCUAUUCCAGUCCACCGUAGUCCAUCCUCUUGGCUAACCAAGAAGAAUUUGGUCUCUGAAUGUCUUUUAUUUUGUCCCUCAGACCUCAUUCAUACAACGUUUCUGAAGACGUCACCUCGUCUCUCGCCUCCAGAGUUCCGUUGCUGUUCCCACUUGGAAAUCGACGCGACAUGACACAAACUCAGCUCAAGCUUCAUCCGCUCACCUGCACAGCUUCACAAAGUAGCCAAGGUGGCGAUUCAGGUUUCUCAGAAUGCUGUUGGUGAUUAAAGGGGAUGAAGAAAAAAAACGCAGAAGCACGACGUCCUGAACUCAGCAGAAAGGACACAAAUGAUUGACUCGACCAACAGAAGGAAAAGAAGAGCUAGAGGAACAUUGUUCAUGUGUUUUAUGCAGACACACACACCCAUGCACGCACAUACAUGUUUACACAGGAUGUAUCUGAGGGAAAACUAGUGCCUUUUCGUUUUUAAGCUCUUCAUAGCCGUCCUCUCCAAACCAUCUGACUCUGUUGUCGACAUCAGUCUACAUGAAUUGUUUCCUUUUAGUUUUCCCGCUCUGCUAUUUUGUAGCCAUACUGACGCUGGUGUUUUUAUGGUGGGACGGUCUCUGCUCUGUCUGCAGAUGUGCCUGGGGGGUCAACCUGUGGUAUGCAUCAGAAAUCAUCGUUAUCAGACUCCAGCUUUUCAUCAGUUUGCAUUUCUUUUAUUCCCCCUAGCAGUUCGAGGUCAGUAGGACUUCAUAACCAUCGAAAAUUAAUGUUUUGAAAUAAUUAGUAACUCAAAAUUGGAAUAAUACUUUUAUUUAUUUAUUUUUUUAUGCAUAUUUACAAUUAAUUAAAAGCAAGCCUUCUUGAAUAGGAACAUAAAUUCUUGGUCUUUUUUUUUUUGUUUUUAUAUCCUAAAUUUGAAAAGUUUUACUUGGUAAAAAAGAAAAAAAUUGUAUCAGUUAUUCUUAAAUUUAUCUCAAUUUUAUCUUAGAAUCUCCUUUUAUUUUACAAAAAAAUAAAAUAACCUUCCACCAGCAUCCUCCUAAAUUCAUGUUACUAGAACUUAAAAACAAGGAUUUAUUUUGUAAAAAAUAAGAGUUUACUAACUUAGAGAGCAGAAUCCUCAGACCAUGGGAGGAUUUAGAACUAAUGUGAAUUUAGACAAACUCAUCCAAAGUGUUGAUAAAUAUUCAGGUUUUUUUUCCACGACUAACAAGAGCCAUAAUUAUUCAAGCUUGAAUCCAGACCUGUUUCUCACUGCCAGCUGCAAUCAUACUGAGGUUAUUGUUGAGCAAAGUGUUUCGCAAAGUGAAACUUUCAAAUUUGGUUUUAGAAAAAGCAGAUUUUUGUUUUCAAAGAAAUGACAGCAAGCACAUAUUUAAAUGAGCUUAGUGCGAAUAUGAAUGGUCUUCUAUUAUAGAACACUUGGUUGUAAUAUUUUAGCUUAAAUAAUUAUUAAAUUGCAUCCCAUGCUAUGGGGUAAGAUGACCCGAGUCCCACUGGUGCCAAAUAGCUUGAUGUUUUCUUUUUUUAUUAUUAGUAAUAAUAAUAAUUUUGGACAUAUGAGAGGACUUUUAUCCAGUUUUGGUUUGUAACUUUGCUUCAGGGUGCUCAGUCUUCAGUGUCGCGCGCACACACACACACACACACACACACACACACACACACACACACACACACACACACACACACACACACACACACACACACAAGCUUCUAAUGACUAGAUUAUCAAAAGAGUUUGUUUGGUUCAACAAUAGAAGUAAUUUCUAACAGCUUUUUCACAAAAUCUUGUAAUUUAAAACUUUUCAAGUAAGACAAAUUUCUCAGCUUACAUUUAAAAAAAAGAAAUAAAAACUCUGUAUUGCUCA
Nothobranchius furzeri (turquoise killifish) is the source of this 4955-nucleotide messenger RNA. RefSeq names its product glucocorticoid receptor. Gene Ontology annotation, biological process: regulation of transcription by RNA polymerase II; nuclear receptor-mediated glucocorticoid signaling pathway. Gene Ontology annotation, cellular component: chromatin; nucleus. Lineage: Eukaryota; Metazoa; Chordata; Actinopteri; Cyprinodontiformes; Nothobranchiidae. Gene Ontology annotation, molecular function: steroid binding; nuclear receptor activity; estrogen response element binding. The record is from RefSeq and is a predicted model, not a curated record.